Molecule: messenger RNA, 876 nt
Organism: Stegodyphus dumicola
Lineage: Eukaryota; Metazoa; Arthropoda; Arachnida; Araneae; Eresidae
Gene: strat
Product: RAB interacting factor STRAT
Biological process (GO): small GTPase-mediated signal transduction; post-Golgi vesicle-mediated transport
Cellular component (GO): cytosol; membrane
Molecular function (GO): zinc ion binding; guanyl-nucleotide exchange factor activity
Source: RefSeq, a predicted model, not a curated record
UCUGUUAUAGUCUUGUUUUGUUUUGAUGUCUGAGUUUUGAAUGGUCCGAUGCGCUUGAAGUUGUGGAGCGUUGAACUUUGAAAAUGCUUCAGAAAUUUGAUUUAUAACGUGUGUUUGUAGGUUUUUAUGUGGUCUAUGGGCAUCUAGUUUUCUUGUCGAUCGUUAUCAAUAUAAAUGGCAGAAACUGCUCAAAAUUUGACGGAAGGUCUUUCCGUAUCAGAAGCAGUUGUAAAAAAAGAUGCUUCUGAAAUUUCAACGGACACAGAAAUAACUUCAGAUGGUAAAAAUGUGAAGCAAAUUAAGUGUCAAAGAUGUCCAUCUACAAUAUUAAUCCCAGGGAUGGCAACUUUGGUUACUAGUGAAUUUGUAUUACCAGAUGGACAUCUGAAAGAAGAAAAUGACCCAAAAUCAGUUGAUAACAUGAAUAAAUAUUGGCGUGUUGAUAAUAUGUAUUCUUUUGAAAAUGUUGGAUUUAGCAAAACAGUAGAUGGAGUGAAAUAUCUAAUAUGUGCUGAUUGUGAAAUUGGCCCAAUAGGCUAUCAUGAUUUGAAUACAAAACUUUCAUAUGUAUCCCUUUGUAAAAUUACGUAUUGUUAAAAACCCUUAUGGAAUCUGAAAAAUCAGAAAUUUUAGUGAUUAGUUUGAAAUUCCCAUCCUUAUAUAAGGUACUAUUUAUUCAGACACCAAUUAGGAAAAAAGUAACCUUAAAAUUUUCUAUAUUAUUGUGCCCAGUAGUAUAGAAUAGAAACAGAAUGUAAUAUUUUUUCUGUGUGACUGUGAGUUGAACAAUAAAUAUUAAAACACUGAAAACUAUCAAUUUAAGGUCAAGCAAACAAAUUUAUUUUUCAGAAUUUUAUGCCUUUAUCAAAUCAUUAU